CAAACCUGAUAAGCGUCGAUCCUGCGCGGGUGAAUCUUCGAAAUCGUUCACAUUUAUCAAGGGAAUGGCUUUGUACCUUUCCGUUAUCUUUCAGUAUCUCCCGCUCUCGUGUUGGAGGAGCAUAGCGGGUCUCUCGUAGUACGUACUAGUGUUGUUGUAAAGGGAUUAGCGCCGUUUUUUCUCUUCUCGGCUCCGCGCCGCGCCUUGCCAGUUCCCGCCCUGACGUUGAAUGUGAGGGUCUUCGGUGUCGCUCUGCUCGUCGCUGCUUUGGCUGCCACACGUGCGUGCCUCGCCCGUCUUCCGUAGUUACAGGAGUUACAAAAGAGCCUCAAGAUGGGGAAGAGCCUGACCUUCUUCAGCUGCCUGCGCCUGGGUACAUGGUGUUCUCUUCUAACUAUUUCCUGCCGGCAUGUUGCCGGAGGGAGAGUUGGGUGGGGAGGAGCCUUCAUCUAUUCUGUCCUGUCCUACCACACGUAGAUUACUAGUAGUAGCGGUAGUAAACAGACACCCUCGUCAUAGACCGAUAGGUGUUCUGGUGUCUGUUCUUCCUAUGUAUUCCUAUGUAUUCCUCCUCCUCCUUCUCCUCUCUCUCUCUCUCUCUCUCUCUCUCUCUCUCUCUCUCUCUCUCUCUCUCACACACACACACACACACACACACAGAAUGGCUCCCAGCACGCGGCUCCCUGGCUCUCCUCAUCAUGCUUGGGCUCAUCAACGCUCUCAUGGUCCGCGUCAACCUCUCCGUCGCUAUCGUGGCCAUGGUCCGUCAACCCAACACCAGCGGGGCCAACCACACCAGCCUCAGCGGACAGUGCCACACCACCACCACCACCACCACCACCAACAUGACCAUCGCCACCACCACCACCGCCGUCCCCGCCACCAGCACCAUAGCCAUCAUAACCACAGGCAUUCAGUCCGAUGAGGGGCCAUUGUCCACCACACCGGGAGAGGCGGCAGGCAAAGAGUACCCAUUGGUGUCACCGGCGCUGCUGGCUGACCCGGGCAAAGAGGGAACGGAAGGGAAGGAAGGUGAAGAGGAGGAGGAGGAGGAGGAGGAGGAGGAGGAGGACGACGGCCUGCUGGAUUGGGACGAGUGGGUGCAAGGCCUCGUGCUCGGCUCCUUCUUCAACACCUAUUGGAUUAGCCAGGUGGGCGGCGGGCGGCUCGCUGAGGUGUACGGGACGAAGCUUGUCUUGGGCGUGGUGGUGUUGUCGGGAGGCGUGGGGGCCCUCCUCACGCCACUGGCCGCGCGUACCCACUACAUCGCCCUUAUCGCCCUCAGGAUGCUGCAAGGGUUCUUCCAGGGCGCGGCCUUCCCCUGCAUAUUCCCGCUGAUGGUUCGCUGGAUUCCGCGCUUCGAACGGGCCAGGUUUAUCGCCUACGUUCUCUUCUGCAACAACAUCAGCAUCACCCUCACCAUGCCCUUCUGCGGUGUGAUAAUCGAUGCUCUGGGGUGGGAGGCGGCCUUCUACGUGACGGGCGUGUUGUCCCUCCUCUGGUGCCUUCUGUGUUACACCUGCAUGUAUGAAAGGCCCCAGGAACACCCAAGGAUCACACAAGAGGAACUGAACUUCAUACUCCAGGAGGUUCGCCCGGAUUAUGACGAUGACUCACCCUUGCACACGGUCUCAGCUCCUUCCGAACCUUCGCCCUCACAUACAUCACCCUUGUCAUCGGUACCAUCAAAGGAGGAGAUUAGCCAGAAAUCCCACAAAUCAUCCUCCUUGUACUGUGCCUCCUCUCCUUCAUCCUCCUCCUCAUCUGCAUCGCCUUCUUCAUCUUCUCCAUCGUGCUCGCCCUCGUCGGUGCCGUGGCGGUCGCUGGCUGGCUCCCUUCCCAUGUGGGCCAUUAUGGUGUGCGAGGCGGGGAACUCCUUCGGCUUCAGUGUGUACUUCUCUUACCUGCCCACCUACCUGAAGACCGUGCUGGGCGUCAACAUCAGCGAGAACGGUCUCCUCUCCGCCCUGCCCUUCCUAGCGCGGUACAUGGGCGGGGUGCUGUUCUCCACGCUGGGCGACUGGCUUCUGAGGCGACGGUACCUCUCCAUGCUGACCGUGCGGCGGCUCUUCAGCGUCGUGGCCAUGCUUGGCCCCGCGGCGACCAUGCUGGCGGUGGCUGAGACUGGGUGCAUCCCCGGGACCCUGGCCGUGGUGCUGCUCUGCCUCGGGUUCUUCUUCAACGGCGCCGUCACCGUGAGCCUCUUUCCCAACAAGGCGGACCUGUCGCCUAACUUUGCAGGCACGGUGAGUGGGCUGGGCAACACCUGCGCCAACCUUAUCUCCUUCAUCGCUCCUCUAGUGGUGGCCAGCAUCAUCCAGAACCAGCAAACAGUUGAGCAGUGGCGGAAGGUGUUCUUGGUGUGCGUCCCCGUGUACGCGCUGUGCGAGGUCUUCUAUCUCUUCUUCGCCUCGAGCUCCAUCCAGCCUUGGGAUCUGCACCGCGGCGGCCGGGAGGAAGGGGCGAAGGAGGCGGAAAAGGAGGAGGAAGAGGGUGAUGCGUUAAUUCUUGAAGGGAGACAAGGAAGUUUAUAGUGUUAUGACCUAGGCUGGGAUUACGUUAGGUAGGAUUUGCUACAAGUAACGUAGCCAGUUAAUAACCCAGUAUGUGAUAGACAAGAAUAUGCUACCUUGGGCAAGCCAUAGGCCGACUUUCACUCACUUUGUGCUUGGAGGAGGGUUAAUCAAAGUCACAGUUACAAAAAUAACAUUAGUAUUUAGAAUUAGAGAGAUACAGUUUCCACUUUACAUAAAUAACACCUUAUCUCCUCAAGUUACAUUAACAUUCACUCUCCAUUUCUCUUUCUAUCUUCUAUCGAUAUUUUCACUCUGACUGCUCUUCUGAACUUGCUAACUGCAUGCCUCCCCCCUCCCGGGUCCUCACCACACACGACUUUCUACUCAAGCUCAUCCCUUUACUGUCCAAAUCCAUUACGCAAGAGUUAACCAGCAUCUUCACUCUUUCAUCCCUCACGCUGGCAAACUCUGGAACAAUCUUCCUUCAUCUGUAUUUCCUCCUGCCUACGACUUGAACUCUUUCAAGAGGAGGGUAUCAGGACACCUCU
Eriocheir sinensis (Chinese mitten crab) is the source of this 3064-nucleotide messenger RNA. Its product is annotated as putative inorganic phosphate cotransporter. Lineage: Eukaryota; Metazoa; Arthropoda; Malacostraca; Decapoda; Varunidae. Gene Ontology annotation, molecular function: transmembrane transporter activity. The coding region runs from base 561 to 2534 and encodes 657 amino acids. Gene Ontology annotation, cellular component: plasma membrane. The record is from RefSeq and is a predicted model, not a curated record. Gene Ontology annotation, biological process: transmembrane transport; monoatomic anion transport. The transcript has 13 exons.